AUGGCGUGGUUCCUGAGAGGAGUCCAGUCGGCCGUCUUCCACUACGUCUCGUGCGCCCCUUGCAUACAAUAUGCAAGUCAGAAGAAGAGGCGGAAACAGGCAAAAGUGGAUAGAGAGGCAAGGAUGCAAUUAGAAAAGGAACAGCCAGGCGUAUACUCACAUCCAGAACCCACGGGUACCAAUCCAUUCUGGCAGGAAGAGAUAACUCUGGGGCCAGGUCCUCCGCCUCGCCGGGGGAAGAAAUCCAGCAGCCAGAGGGGCAUAGUAAGAGCUGGAACUCACAGCACCAUAGCCAGCCAAGGGUCGAGCAGCACCGAUGUCAACGACCAUGUGAGGCUAAGCGAGGAUACACUGGACGACGACAAUUGGAACCGCAAGCGCUACCAAAGGGAAGAUGAAUAUCUCUGGGGCCUGGACGGGCCGAUCCUUGCUAUUCGUUCUGCCACGACCCGGGCCUCAUCCAUCGGUAUUUCUGGCGUCAGUCGGCCGAGCAGCUCCUUGGGUUCUACCAAGAGCUAUUAUACCGCCCGUGUCCCCCCAGUGAACGAUCUUCACCCUCCCGUUGUCAGCUUGCCCUCUCCGAAUCCUGAAGGCAAUCAAUGGAUGCUCCAACCUCCACCCAAAGCUAGUGUCAUGAGUGGCAAAGAGAGGGCAACACGGAGUCGCAGUGGAAGCAGUGCGAGCAGUAGAGUUGAAUUGAGCCUACAACGGCAGGCAAGCGCGCGCAACGCAAGACACAGGUUGGAAUACGGUGCGGCUGCAGAGAUCUCCCCUAUAUCAAGGACAAACUCGUACAACAAUAGGUCUGCGGCGUUAUUGUCACCUAAUGCGCGACCACCGUCGGCAACCAGUUCACGGAGAAAGCAACGACGAGACACUGCAUGGUCUGUUCGUCCAGACCACGGGAUGUCAUCGGCAGGCAACUCCUCAUCUGAUACAAUCGCCCGACCAAAAAGGGCGCAGACCACGAAAGAUGUGUCCAACAUGGACAUCGUCCAGAUCCGUAGUAGCAGACAACGUCUCUCUACCGUCUUCUCCAGCGGAGAGGCACGGUCCUCUAACAAUGACUUUCUUACAGCCCCCGGAAACCGGAUUGGCAAUCGGCGGAUCAAAUGGGCGUCAACACAGCAACCAGACUCGAGUCCGUACUUGAUGAAGCACCGGGUCCCUCUUACUUCCUCUGACGUCUCUUCUCUCAACGCUUUACAAGACCUUGUUCCUCCACGUGCCCUGCUCAACAACCGAUUCGUCUCCGCACCACUGAUCGAAGCCCGGAUCAAGUUACCCCCGUCUAGUGCAGACGAAGAACGAACCUUGACUUCGGAUGACGAUGAGGAUUGGGCGGGAAGUCGCUUUGGAUCCGACCGGGAAUGGAGUGGGCAUAUGAACGGUCCCGUGCCGUUCGAUUCUUUGGGGCCGGCGGGGAGAGAUCCGAGAUUGCGGUGGAGCGUUGACUUCUAA
Messenger RNA from Aaosphaeria arxii CBS 175.79, 1461 nucleotides. RefSeq lists its product as uncharacterized. NCBI's taxonomy places the organism in Eukaryota, Fungi, Ascomycota, Dothideomycetes, Pleosporales. Bases 1 to 1461 code for a protein of 486 amino acids. The transcript is spliced from 2 exons. The record is from RefSeq and is a predicted model, not a curated record.